Molecule: messenger RNA, 5854 nt
Organism: Diabrotica balteata
Lineage: Eukaryota; Metazoa; Arthropoda; Insecta; Coleoptera; Chrysomelidae
Source: the annotation of a GenBank genome assembly
CAACUAUUUUGACAAACGUGCCAUUGGUAUUAUUUAUUUAAGUUUACCUAUAAUUUUGUAGUAUUUAAAAUGGAUAUAAAACAGCAAACAUCACGGCUACUUCAAUUAACUAUUAGCGGGUUUGGAAUGUUAUCUACAUUUUACAUGGUUACGGAAUUAAUGUAUUUUUUAUCUUUUCCCAAAAAAAUUGAUCAAUAUGUAAAAGAAUCAGAAUUAAUGACAUCAUGGGCUCUCUUACUAAAUAUGGGGUUAUUAUCACUUUUUAUUCUUCAGCAUUCAUUACUAGCAUCCAGUAAAGUGAAGGAAGCAUUUCAAGCUAAUGGAUUUCAAGUAAUUUAUCGAAGUGUUUAUGUAGUUGCUACAUCUGGAAUAUUGUUGUAUGUAUUACGGCAUUGGAAAACAACUCCACAUGCAAUCAUGUGGGCUUUCAAUCUAAAUUACAAACCUAUCUUCUGGAUAUAUGCAUCAAUCCACACUGUAGCUUGGAUUAUUAUUUAUGUUGGGAACAUUUGCUGCGAUGUUACCGAACUUCUCGGUAUUAAACAGGUGUAUUACAGUAUUAUGAAUCUGCCAGACCCGAACUUAAGAAAAUCAAAACAAUGGCAACGUCUUAACAGUCAUAUGAGACACCCAAGCUUUUUAGCAUUUGUUUUAAUAUUUUGGUUGUGCCCUGUAAUGAGUCUGGACCGUUUAUUGCUAGCUGUAAUUUUAACAACGUACAUGUACGUUGCCUGGACUCCGGAUGGAAGUGACUACUAUUAUCAAAAAUAUCAAUUCGAGCGAAAACAUUUCAGACUAGAUCAUUUUAAUUAAAGACAAGAGCAUAAAUAGGAGAGUAAUUUAACAAAGAAGAAGAUUUACUGAUUUAUCUAACCGAAAAAAUCAUCGCACGGAGAGUUAUUAAAUAGUAUUAUGAUUUUUUUUUUAUUGGUUUUGGUUAUAACUUUGGUGUUUGUUGGCAGGCCAACGAUAUCAACUUCUUUUUUAUCUGAAUUCAAAUUAUUUAACUCCUGGAUCAAAUUAAUGCACCUAUUAGUGCCCAGUAGUUUAUUAUAUGUAGUAAAUAUACUAAUUUGAUUAAACAGAUAAAGAAAAAAGUGAUUCAAAAUAAUUGAAAAUACAUUAGUAUUUUUUGUAUUAUGACGUAAGCCACACGAUAGUAUCGAUGUUUUACAAUAUUGUCAACGAUUCAGUCAUGUCUAUUAAUGCAAAAUAGUUGAAUGAGAAGAUUAUAAACAUUUUUUUAUUUAAUUUCGCUUUUCCAAUUCUGAAUUGUUAGUAGCAGUUCAGUGACAUCACAGCUGCAUUAGUCCAUUUUGUAUUGGUCUUGAAAAAUUGUUCUUAAUUCUGACCAUGCUCCCUGGUCCUGUGAGUGUAAGUUUAGUUAGUUGAACAAGAUACAGUCCGUCCCAAACCCUUCUUUCAGUGCGUCAUAGUUGUUCGAAUUCUCUCUAACGCAUUAAGCUAGAAGUGACAGAAAAAAACGUGAGUCUCUGAUUAUUAUACAUAGAACUUUAAAAUUAGGUAUCGGUCACGGGUAUUCGCAUAUUAAAGCGAAUUCUACUUACGAACGUAUAAUUGGUUGGAGUUUAGAAUACGCUAAAUAGAUAUCCAAUCAAUUAUGCAUAUAAAUAUAAUUUGACACAGAUGAUCUUGAUAAUGACAGUGACAGUACCUUCACAAUGUCAACUGAGAAAAUGAUAAUUGCCGUUCCAGGUUAGUAUUUUCAGACAUUUUACCUACAGUGAAAAUUAAAUUUUGUAUUUAUUGUCAUAAAAAUAUUUUAAAUAUUCCGAGAUAUACCGAGAAUGAACAAAGACUAAUAUUAAAAUUAUUAAAUUAGUUUCAAUUAGAAAAAGAGGCUGAGUUAUCUUUAUUAUCAGUUUCUGUCGUUCGCGAAUCAGAUUGUGAAUUCCGGAAUGAUAUUGAGAAAAUAUCUUAAACUAAUACCGUUAUGGAUAUUUAUAUGUAUUAAAACGGUUCUUUUUAGAACCACGACAUUUUCUUGAAAUGUAAGAUAUAAUUGAUACCAGCCACAUAUCUAGUGUAAUCAUUGAUUUUAAAGAAUCAGAUUCUGAAUGGGAUUAUGGAUUGUUUGAAAUAUAAUAUUCAUUUUUGUUAUUCAUAAAAAAGAAGGUAAACUUACAUUCGAUAUCUUAUUUUUUAACUAAACUCCAUUAACACGAUUUCAUCUGGGUCCCGGAACUGGUAGAUUAACUCAAAAAUCAACUGCUUCACUAUUUAAACUAUUUAUAUUGUUUUUUUAACUAAACUUUAUAACCUUCUUUCAUUUGCACACCAAAUCUGGUAGAAUAACUCAAAAAUCAACGGCUUCACUAUUUAAACUAUUUCCACUAUUUAAUAACAAAUCUUCACAAAAUUAAACUAUUGGCUGCCACAGAAACUUAUCAGAAAAUUACUUAUCCAAAUAUGACUGAUUUAAAUCGAUGUUAUUUUAUCACAGGAAUGUUUACUUUGAUGCCUUGCAAUUGCAAUUGUCAUUGCAAUAUGCCUGUGUGUUUGUAAUAAAUAAUAAUAAAUCCAUAAACGAAUCUAAGCUAAUUAAGCACUUUCCUUGGAAUGUAUAAAAUAGAAUAGAACAGAAUUAUGACAAACUGCUAUGCAUUUAAAAAAAAAUAACCUUUUCACAUUUAGCCGAUUACGAUCCUACAACAGUCAGAUUUAACUAAAAUGUCAUGCAAUAAUUCUCGACAUUCCUUAAAUCCUAUAUGACGUCAAAAUUAGUGACGCACUGAAAAAAGGGUUUGAGACAGACUGUAAGGCGGUAUUUGGAAUUCCAGCACGGCCAGAAGUUUUUUAUCUACUGAUUGAGUCGUAUAUGGCUUUGAAAUCCACGAAUAUGUGGUACCAACUCUAGAGGUUUUUCAAGAAUCAAAGAUUUGGUCAAUUCGGUAAAGGGGUUUUAUUUCGAAAUUUUAAAAUGGCUUCUCUAAUUCUUCUUCGGUCGGGAGUGGCUGCCAAUAAUUUUUAUUCAUUUGAAUCAAUGAUGAGAUGGAUCUCAUCUUCAUAAUUACAAUUAAGCUUCUUGUGGUGUCUAUUUAUUUCGAAUAUUGGCGAUCAUUCUAACUAUAAUUAUUUUAUUAACUCAUGCUUUAAAUAGAUUAGCUGUUGUGGAUAACUAUUUUCUUAGGUUUUCUAACCAGGAUAUUUUUCUUCCCAAUUCCUCGCUUUCCGAAUACUUUGUCUUGAAGGAUUAUUUUCAGUAAUCUGUAUUUAGUGCCGUUUCUCAUUAUAUGUCCGAGAUAUUCUAAUUUCCUCCUUUUAAUCGUAUACGUCACACCUCUUUCUUUCCCCAUUCUUCGUAGUACAGUCUCGUUGGUUGUCUUGUCCGUCCAUGAUAUCCUUGGGAUUCUUCUGUAUAGCUACAUCUCGAAGGCUUCAAGUUUUUUCUCCAUCGCUUCAGUGAGUGUGCAGGAUUAAACUCCGUACUAUAAUAUCGAAAACAUAUAACAUCGUAGGAGUCUUACUUUUAUCUCCAGAUUAAGGUUGUAGCUUUUAAAGAGUUUUUCCAUGCUGUUGAAUAUACUCCUAGCCUUCUCCAUUCUACAUGUUAUUACUUCUUGUGAGUGAUCCCAUUGUUCGUUUACUAUUGUUCCAAGAUAGGUAAACUGUUUUACUCGGUCCACUGGUGUAUUCUUGAUAAGCAGUUGGACGUCACUAAUUUUAUUUUUGCUGAUGACCAUACAUUUAAUUUUUGAUAUGUUUGUAGUCCAAAUCUUUCACUUAAUUCAUUUACUUUGUUUAUUAGUUACUGUAAACUGUUUAAACUGUCAGCAAAAAUAUCGGUGUCAUCUGCAUAGCGGAUGUUGUUUACACGUUCUCCAUUUAAAAGAAUUCCAUGUUUGCAAUUUUCCAAGGCUUCACUAAAUAUUUCCUCUGAAUAUAGGUUGAAUAAUAUAGGUGAAAGUAUACAUCCUUGUGGUUUCAGUAUAAUUUUUUUAUUAUACGUCGGUCUUUAUCAUCUGUUUAGGUUUUUGUUAGAACAUCCAUCAUUUUUUGGUGUUGAACUGUGUCAAAUGCUUUUUGGUAGUCUACAACGCAGGUGCAGAUAUCGCAAGUCAUAUCUCUGAAUCUUAUAGGAAUAAUAGCUGUAGACCAAACAGUGCAUUUCUCGUACCUACGCCUUUCAUGAAUCCAAACUGUGUGCCUUGUAUUCUCUCUUCGCGUAGUUUCUAUAUUCUGCGAUGUAUAAUUUUAAGAAAAAGUUUUAGUGUAUGACUCAUUAGACUUAUUAGCCUAUAUUCUCCGCACUUUUCGCUCCGUUUCUUUGGUAACGUAAUAAAUUCUGAAGCUAGCCGAUUUUUUGGAAUAUUGCUUGUGUCAUGUAUAUUAAUAAAGGUUUUUCAUAGUAUUCUUAAAGAUUCAUCAUCAAGAAGUUUAAGAAAUUCAGACUGUACUCAGACUGGUCCUGGAUCUCUCCCUUCUUUUGGUGAUAUUAUGGCCGCUCUUAUUUCUGCCACUAGUAUAGGUGGUCCUGUUCCCGUAGGUAUUGAGGACUGGUUCUCCCUCUCAUCAAAAAAUAAAUUUCGUAUGUAAUUUUUCCAGGUAUGUAUUAUCAAUACUCUCUUUGUCCACAUUUACCUCUCAGUUGUCAUUAACAAGUUUAGUUAUUUCUUUUUGUUUUUCCAUUUGCCUGUAAUUUCUAUUACCUUUGUAUGCACGUUGAAGUCGUCGUAUUUACUUUGUAGAAUUUCGAUUUUUGGCGUUUUUUCUCCAGUUCUUUCUGUUUGGCUUCUCUGAUCUUUCUCUGUAUAUCUCGUUGUAAUGUUUUAUACAUAGAGUUAUUGUUCUUGUUUUUCUUUCUUUCUUCCAUCAGCUGCAGAAUCUCUGUCGUUAUUCAUGUCUUAUUCUUACCUGCCAUAAAUUUGUCUUUAAGGUCGUCUAUCGUUUUAAUAAGGGAUUCUAUCUUCUCUUCUGUGCUUUCCGUUGUAUUAACGAUUUCUUUGAAUUUUUUAGUUAUUGUUGAUUAAGCCAUUCUUCAAAAUGAUUCGCCCAUCUGUUUCUUGUCUCUAAUUACAGAACCAUCCCUAUCUUUAAAUGCUUUUAUUCUGGGUUGGAAUUAUUUUCUACAGCCGUUUAUCCGUUGAUAAAAUUUUCGUGAGUCUUUUGUGUUAUGGUGGUACCAAUCUCGUUUAGAACGAUUUCUUAUUGCUCUUCUUUUUGCUUGUAAACGUUUUUUUUUCUUUCGCUGAAGGUUUUCAUAUCCUUCCAGAGUUAACCUCAUUCUGCACUGCUAAAAUCUUUUAUACGCUUUAUUUUUUUGUUGGUUAAGAGAUCUACAUUCUUCGUCGAACCAAUCUUCAUUCCUUCUGGCCCUGUUAGAUUUUAAAACGCCUUUAGCGUGUGCAUAGCUUCUUUACAUUGAGUCCAGUGUUAGUAACAGGUGAUUGUUUUGUUCGACUUUUCAUUUAUUUCCAAUUUAUAAUUUAAUUAUAAUAAGUACAUUUAUUUAUCUUCAAGUAUAUUUUUAAAUCAAAAUCUUCAAUACAUUUAUAAAUUCAGUACUAUGGCAAUAUAAUUUGGGGUGUAUAAGUCCCAACAGUAUCGAACGGGUUAAAGAACAUUUACUAUUUUUCCAACCAAAUUACACUAACUGUGUAACUUGUAAAUAAUUUUUUAAAAAUGAAUAUGACUAGGAUUGUUGAUAUAUUUAUAUUUUUUAUUAAUGCAAAAUAUAGAUUUAAGUACUUUAUUAUUGACAGCUAUAUAUUUGACAAAUAUUUAUACAAUAUACAUAUAUUAUUAAAAUGUAUUCUUAUACUUAAAUAGUACUAUUUAUAUCAUGGUUGUUAAAAUUUUUCUACAAUCCAUUUAAUAAAUGAUAUUUACUGAU